GUCCUCUCGCUCUCCGUCUCCCUUCAACCUGGCGGACCUCACUCUAUGGAUCAUUCACGUUUGCGCCCCACUACUGCAGGAACCAGCGCCGUUUUCUUUCUUUCUUCAUCUAUAAGAGGGUAUACCUAUAUGUCGCCGCCUCGCUCGUCUAUAUAGCGAGUUCGUGCACGUUCUUGGUUUUCCCAUGAAACCCCCGGCAUGCACAGUCUUAUACUUACUCGCGGAGGCUUUUUCACAUUUUUUCAUCGCUCGAGGGUGCAGUUAGAAGAGAAGAAGAAGGUGUGGUUUCGGCGGGAUCUUCGCGCACGAGGGAGGAUUUUAACCUAACUUUUUUUAUGGAGAGAUUUUGGUUUCUUUUUGCGUUUUGGCGCUUUUCCGCGGUAGACGAUGCACCGUUGGAAUAUCUUGGUUAAUAAACCGGCUGUCAUUCGAUAUCGAGAAUUUUCAGUGACGAGCUAUCUCCAGACCUUUCUACUUCGAGAAGUGCAGUGCAAAACGGUUAUCGUCACGACUCUGCAGAACGCAACAGAGUAAAAAUGAGCCCGGCGCUCGAUUCAUCUCUAGCGAGUUUAGAGGAACACGUUGGAACCAUUGAGGAAGUAGGAAUAAACGCGUUGAACGACGACUGCUUGACGUUCAUUAUGCAGUACUUGCCGAUUGUCGACAGAGUGAGAAUGGAACGAGUUUGUAAACGUUGGCAGGCGGUAAGUCUUAAUGCGUGGCACAACUUCAAAAAGCUCAACUUCAACAACAAGUAUUGGGGAUUCAGUGCACCCUUCACUUUGGCUGAAGUUAACCACAGAAUUAUCGAAAAGGUUUUGAAACGCUGCGGCGAAUACUUGAUCUCGAUAGAGUUCAAUUCGAAAUUCAACGAAAGACUGGAUCAGAACGUUGUGAGUAGCGUGGCAAGAUUCUGCCCCAACGUUCAGCACCUCGACGUCUGGCGUCUCAAGAUAUCGCUCCGGAGCUGGAGUGCCUUGUACGAAAAUUGCAGUAAACUCGUUUCUUUUGCCGUGAGCGACUGCACGGACUGCGAACUUUCGUUAUUAUUCGAAAAGAAUAGGGAACUGAAGAGGCUCUACGUCUUUUCCUCAAAUGUCACUGGGGAAUUUCUAAAUAAUCUGUACUGCUAUUCUAUUGAGAGCAUCGUGUUCGUACACUGUCCCAUGAUAACGCUGGGCAACUUUCAUGUGAUAAGAGAUUUUUGUGAAACGGAGCCAUUGGUUCUGGAAGAAAAUUUUUCGUUAGACGAAGGUUUCAUGAAAGACAUCAGUUCAUACCGCAAAAGCGUGUUGAAGUAUCUAACUCUGGCAUAUGGCUAUGCGAAUUCUCUGGUAGCAAUCGGCACCAACCGCAAGCCUCUUAAGAAGGUCACCUGUUACCAAUCUCUGCUCGUCCUGUACCUGAAAAACAUUAAUGACCAUGCACUCCAAGAGACGGACUGCAGGGAUUUGAUGAAUAUGCGGAACACUGGGGUUGUAAAGCUUAUUGAGGAGUCCCAAACCCUGGAACGUCUACUUGGAGGAUUGCGAGACUAUAUCGAAAAAGCUGCCCGAGGCGGCCAUAAGAGUGAUGAAGAAACGUUCGAUUAUUGAGCUGCAGGGAUGUUAUUUUUAGCCCACUUUUUGGACAAUCAUCAACCAAUGCACAUGUAGAUCGCUCUGAACUUCCAUCUUUUCUGGGAUUUUCUGUUCUUUUAGGUACGAAAUUUCACCGACACUUGUGUUCUAAAGAAAUCAAGCGUAAUUUUUUAGGUAGUACUUUUUGCAUAUUCACUUUUUGUUUUACAAUAGAGAAAAGGCCUAGCCAAGAUUUUUUAAUUCUUUUUCUUUUAAAAUAUAUUAUUAAAAUCUUGCGCAAAAGUAAAAGUUAAUAUUUUAAUACAGUAUAUGUAUGCAGUAUUAAUUUUUCAAUAAUUCUUUUCGUUAUAUGGGGUUUUGAAAUAACCAAUCACAAAUUAUAAAAUUUUACACCAAAAAAA
Messenger RNA from Nasonia vitripennis (jewel wasp), 1981 nucleotides. RefSeq lists its product as uncharacterized. The record is from RefSeq and is a predicted model, not a curated record. The coding region runs from base 537 to 1595 and encodes 352 amino acids. Gene Ontology annotation, molecular function: protein binding. NCBI's taxonomy places the organism in Eukaryota, Metazoa, Arthropoda, Insecta, Hymenoptera, Pteromalidae. The transcript is spliced from 7 exons.